This is a messenger RNA of Dibothriocephalus latus, 345 nucleotides long. The record is from the annotation of a GenBank genome assembly. NCBI's taxonomy places the organism in Eukaryota, Metazoa, Platyhelminthes, Cestoda, Diphyllobothriidea, Diphyllobothriidae.
AUGCUGGCGACCUUAGUGUCUUCCUCGACCGAAGGCAAGGCACAAAAAGUGGAGUCUGCGCCCUCCUCCUUCUCCUCGUCCUCCGCCUCCCCCGGUGGACUGGCCUCCCUCCUGACGGGUAAGGAUGUACGCGGCAAGCACUACGGACUUGCUGGCCCCGUCGGUGCAUUUCCCCUCAUGGUGGCUGCCGAGACACUGGCCGCGAGCUUUGGUGUUCAAAUGCAUCGUGGCUCGCAGCCUAUUGCAGUGAGAUCGUCACCAACAGUCAAGCCCACCAUGCCAUCCCAGUGUGGUUCGACAAGUGCAGUGGCUCCAAGGGACGCUAUAUCUGCACAAGGUUUGUAA